This is a messenger RNA of Macrosteles quadrilineatus (aster leafhopper), 2476 nucleotides long. RefSeq lists its product as uncharacterized. Lineage: Eukaryota; Metazoa; Arthropoda; Insecta; Hemiptera; Cicadellidae. The record is from RefSeq and is a predicted model, not a curated record. The coding region runs from base 141 to 1331 and encodes 396 amino acids. Gene Ontology annotation, molecular function: deSUMOylase activity. The transcript has a single exon. Gene Ontology annotation, cellular component: nucleus. Gene Ontology annotation, biological process: protein desumoylation.
UGAGUUAGUCAAAGUAGUUAGAUAAUUUAAGAAUAUGCUUGGUGGCGGGAAUAUAUUGCAUGUGCUUGAGCUUGUGCCAGUAGAUUGUUUGUUUUGUCCAGGGUUCCGUGUUUGCUGGGCGGAAACGGUGACCUUAGAACAUGCAUGCCUUGAGACCACUAAUUCAAACUUCCACAAAGGACUCCUCUUGUUUCUACGGAACCAACUUAUUGAAUGAUAAUUGCGUAAAUUCAUAUCUGAGACUGAUAGAAAGGAGAAGCCACUACUAUGAUUCGUAUCCCAUGGUAUACGCUUUUGACUCUUUCUUCUUUCCUGCCUGGAAACAGGGGAACUAUGAAAAAGUAAGGAAGUGGACCAAGGGAACGAAUAUCUUCUCUAGAGAUCUGUUGAUAUUUCCUAUACAUGCACCCGACAUCGGAGAGUCCGGCCACUGGUCGGUGAUCAUAGUUUGGACCAAAACACAUCAUAUUACGACGUACGAUUCUCUAGGCCUAGACUAUCCGUGGCAUGCUACAGCUGUGAUGGCAUUUUUACAGGAGGAGGCCAAGGCAAAGAAGGUAGAACUUGAUCCGGUGGAGUGGCUAACCUGUGGGACACCUGCGGAUACCCCUCGACAAACAAACAAGUGGGACUGUGGUAUAUUCGUCUGUGCUUUCGCUGAAAUUAUCGCACGCAAGGAAAAGCUCACAUCAGUACAGAUAUGUCCUAAGGAGUUGCGCAAACAGAUGUGUGCGGCAAUCAGGAGAGGGAAAAUUGAAAAUGAAGAUUUCCGGCUAUUGGAACCACCCAUCACUGAUCGAAUCCGAUUCACCCCAAUGACGACACCAUUGGUGAAGAUACGCACAUUCAUCCACAAUGGGUCCAAGCUCGAGGUGGUGAUUCCCAGUGACCCAGUAUUGGAGGACAUCAAUAAGGAGCUGAACCGCAUGUCAAGAUCCAAGCGUAUGAUCCCUGAAUUCAGGAAACCCUGUAAAACAUCCAGGGAAGAUCUUCCCAACACCCUCCCUUACACCGAGAGACCACCUACGGAUCCACCAAAGGAGGAUCACCCCAAAGAUUCCGAUGAUUGUUUGUUGCUGACGACUUCCGACGUCGAGAUGGAUGAUGAAACCAACGAGGAGGUUGAAAGUGCGAGGGAACCUCCUACAACAGCCAUGAAUGCACCGGCCGUAGAAGGAAAGCAGAAGAUAGUUAUCAAUCCACAUACCUCGCUCCAGAAGGGGAACAGAUACCGACCCAAAAGAGUGAAAGUGUGGAUGCCUGAUGGAUCCUUCCAACGGAUGAAUGUGAACCGAGCCAAGGCAUAUCUUUCACGGGGUCAGCGAUAUUAACAUGUUUUUUGCUUGUAUACUGGGGUUUAUUUUGUUUGAAGUAAAAGUUUUUUUUUCUUUUCUUGAUUUUCUUUUUUGUUCCCACAAAGUCAGGAGGGGAUGUAACGGUUGUAAAUUUUGACCAGCUCUAAGUUGAUAUUUACAACCGUUAGCAAGCAAAAGGUGUUAGCGGCGCGGACAACAGGCUGGUUUGGGGACAAGGGUCAACCCCGAUAACAGCCUGUAGCUUACGUCGCCGGCCGCUGGAGGCCGCUGAACACGGAAGUAGUCCGUGAUAUCACCGCUGGAGCUCGCUACUCCUGCGGCUGACAAAACCAGAGCCGCAGGCCGUCUGAAGACAGUGAAAGUCAGUAAUUGAGACGUUCAAAGUCAGAUAGCGAAGAAGCUCAACUGAAGUCCCAGUUAGUAUCUCUGGUGUUGGCCGUCUUUACUCUCAAGUCGAGUAGUGCUGUAAGUGUAAUCAUAGAUAAAACGUUGCUUAGUCUAUGGUGUAAUUUAGACUAUUUGUGAAGUAAAGCCCUUGCAGUUAUAUUUCAGAUAUUUUGGUUUAUUAAUUAUUUUACUUUAGAAAGACCGGUGUGUUAGCCUGGCCAGUAGGGAAUAUUAUUUUAGUUUAUUUUAUUACCUUAGAAAGACCGGCGAGUUAGCCUGGCAAGUAGGAUUUUAUUUUAUUUUAUUAAAUUGUUGUAGGGUAGAAAGACCGGCGUGUUAGCCUGGCCAGUAGGGAAUUAGUUUAGUUUAUUUUAUUAUUUUUACUUUAGAAAGACCGGCGAGUUAGCCUGGCAAGUAGGAUUUUAUUUUAUUUGAUUUAAACUGUUGUAGGUUAGAAGACCGGCGAGUCAGCCUGGCCAGUAGGGAAUUAGUUUAGUUAAUUAAUCAUUUUACUUUAGAAAGACCGGCGAGUUAGCCUGGUAAGUAGGAUUUUAUUUUAUUUUAUUUAAACAGUUGUAGGUUAGAAAGACCGGCGAGUCAGCCUGGCCAGUAGGGAAUUAGUUUAGUUAAUUAAUCAUUUUACUUUAGAAAGACCGGCGAGUUAGCCUGGCAAGUAGGAUUUUAUUUUAUUUUUUUAAAUUGUUGUAGGUUAGAAAGACCGGCGUGUUAGCCUGGCCAGUAGGGAAUUAUUUUAGUUUAUUUAAUUAAUUUGA